AUGGGAGUUCACUUGCAAGAAGAAAUAAUUAUAGACAUCCUCAUCAAGUUACCUGUGCGGUCUCUUCUUCGAUUCAAAUGUGUCUCAAUGCUUUGGAUGACAUUGAUAUCGGAUCCUUACUUUACGAUGAAACAUUUCAAUUAUGGGAAGAAUAACCAACAUUCCCCCAAAAUUCUUGUUCUUAAUGGUGAGUUUCGCUCUCAUUGUUCUUCUUUAUCAACAGCUUUGUUAUCAUCGGUUCAAUUGGUUGAAGAUGUACAAAAACUUGAUUGGCCUUGUAAUCGUAGACCAUUGAGUUUCAGAAUGUAUUGUUGUUAUGAUGGCUUGGCUCUCAUCAAGGUUCGUGAUUAUCCUUGUUAUGAACGCCACAUACUUUUACUAUGGAACCCCUCUACGAGAGAAUCAGUAGUACUUCCUCGUACAGAAUUUUCAGUGAUAAGUGAUUAUGAUUGCGGAUUGGGAUAUGACUCAGUUAGUGGUGACUAUAAGAUUCUUAAGAUUGAUCAAAGAGCUCGUUCUGAAAUUCUCACACUAAAAAGUGGUUCGUGGAGAAAAAUUGAUGAACGUCCUAUUGGUGUUCACCCCGUGUUGUCUGAUAUGGAGGACUCUUUAGCAUUUGUAUAUGGAGCAUUUCAUUGGCUUGAUUCAUCACUAAAUAAUUCUUUGGUUUCAUUUAGUAUUUCAAAUGAGGUGUACAGAGAGAUACCGUGGCAAGAGGGAAUGUCCUUGGUUUUCCAUACGCAUUACAUAAAAUAUGGCCUUUCUGUAUUGGAAGGAUUACUUUGUGUUUAUUCUACUCAUGUUUAUCGCGGGAUCUACACAUUCAAGUUAUCAGUAAUGAAAGACUACGGAAUCAAGGAAUCUUGGAUUCUACUGUUUGAUAUACAAGGUACUGAUCUUCAUUCAAUCAUACCAAAAUACAAGUUUUCAGACGGUGAUGUGUUACUCCGUUGCAGACACGUGGAACGUAAAGGUGUUGUAUUGAAGACAUCCAAAGAAUCAUCUGGCUUAUGGCCUCAAUCUGAUUCAGAAUGUAUGCAGAACGGAUUCGUUUUUACAGAAAGCUUGAUCUCUCCAAAGCUAUUACUUACUUAG
Messenger RNA from Solanum verrucosum, 1095 nucleotides. Its product is annotated as F-box/kelch-repeat protein At3g23880-like. The transcript has a single exon. The record is from RefSeq and is a predicted model, not a curated record. The coding region runs from base 1 to 1095 and encodes 364 amino acids. Gene Ontology annotation, molecular function: protein binding. Lineage: Eukaryota; Viridiplantae; Streptophyta; Magnoliopsida; Solanales; Solanaceae.